UUCGAUUGUUUCCUUGCUGAUUUCUUCCAUGUCUUUUGGAGUCCGCAGCUGGAAUCCAAAGUUGUUGCAACGGGUUUUGCGUCCUACAUCCUACACCUUCAUUCAAUGCUUUCAAUGAUCUACACGGUGCGAUGCGUGCAAUCUCUUGAACUCCAGCGCGAGCAACCAGGUGGAAGGGAAGCUCAUGUCAACUCAAAGGUCCGAGGAUCCAUCAAAUCAAAGCAACUCCGGAACAUUCCUGCCCAGGAGUUGAAUCUUGCGCUGACAUUCUCGACAUGGCUGCUUGUGACGCCACAGCCAACGAGCAUUGAUAUCUUUCUCUUGCAAUUAUGAAAGCAAGACUUUUGCGUAUUGUUUAAAAACGUUUGGAGAUUGGUCUCUUGUUGAAACCCGUAGAUUGGAGGCCCACAUGCCCGUCACUGUGGGUCGCAGAGACGGAGUGCACUCCAUAGCCUUGAUGGCUGAUAACAAUCUACCAUUUCCUGUGCUCAAUUUCAGCGGGUUUGUUGAUAAAUCUACCGCCAAAGGCUUCAAUGUAAGAGAGAUGAUUACAAACUCAGAAGCACUCUCCUAUGGGUAUCACUACCAACACAACCUUCGUCGACUCCAGAGCCAACAUCUUCGACAGUGCCUAGCACAAAAUGUUCUGCAGGGCAAGGGAAUUUUCAUCACUGAUUCGGUGCUCAAUCCCAAU
Marchantia polymorpha subsp. ruderalis is the source of this 694-nucleotide messenger RNA. The record is from the annotation of a GenBank genome assembly. Lineage: Eukaryota; Viridiplantae; Streptophyta; Marchantiopsida; Marchantiales; Marchantiaceae.